Messenger RNA from Sphaerodactylus townsendi, 6857 nucleotides. RefSeq names its product adiponectin receptor 1 (gene ADIPOR1). Bases 283 to 1410 code for a protein of 375 amino acids. Gene Ontology annotation, cellular component: plasma membrane. Gene Ontology annotation, biological process: adiponectin-activated signaling pathway. Gene Ontology annotation, molecular function: signaling receptor activity. The record is from RefSeq and is a predicted model, not a curated record. Lineage: Eukaryota; Metazoa; Chordata; Lepidosauria; Squamata; Sphaerodactylidae. The transcript has 9 exons.
GGAGCUUCUGAGCGGGGGGGGGGACGUUUCCGGUUCUGUUACCGCCGCCGCUUGUUGGAGACGCCGCCGGUGGUGCCCACUCCUGUCUUUGCGGGAUGUAGCAACGAGGGCAGCCCGGCUUUGCAGAGCUGGAAUGGCAAGCUAGGCGGAAGUGUGAGCUGGUAUCCUGCAAAGUACAUCAUUUUCUCCUAACAAUUUGGAGUGAGAAUUCAUAAGGGUGCUGGAGAAGUCUGGUGUUCUACUUUUGCAGAAGUCCGGGUCUGGUGUCUGUGUGCCGACCAGAUGUUGUCCCGUAAAGGAUCCUUAACUAGCCAAGGAAAUGGACCUUCAAAUAAUGUCAGAGACAGGGAAGACGUGGAACUGGCUGAACUUGGACCCCUGCUGGAGGAGAAAGGAGACCAAAUGGCAAUUAACUCAUCCAGUGCUCAAGACCAGCCAUGUCCAGCAACCCAGGAGGAGGAAGAGGAAGAGGUGCGGGUGCUGACUCUCCCUUUGCAAGCACAUCAUGCUAUGGAAAAAAUGGAGGAAUUUGUAUAUAAGGUCUGGGAGGGUCGCUGGAGAGUUAUUCCAUAUGAUGUCCUGCCAGACUGGCUGAAAGAUAAUGAUUACCUUUUGCACGGCCAUCGGCCCCCCAUGCCAUCUUUCAGAGCCUGCUUCAAAAGCAUCUUCCGUAUACACACUGAGACAGGCAACAUCUGGACACACUUAUUAGGUUUUGUGUUAUUUCUUGGCCUGGGAAUUUUGACCAUGCUUAGGCCAAAUAUGUACUUCAUGGCCCCUCUUCAAGAAAAGGUGGUGUUCGGAAUGUUCUUCCUUGGAGCAGUGCUGUGUCUCAGCUUUUCCUGGCUUUUUCAUACAGUCUACUGUCAUUCAGAAAAGGUGUCUCGGACAUUUUCCAAGUUGGAUUAUUCUGGAAUAGCUCUGCUAAUUAUGGGGAGUUUUGUUCCAUGGCUGUACUAUUCUUUCUACUGCUCUCCACAACCUCGACUUAUCUACCUCUCCAUUGUGUGUGUGCUGGGUAUCUCAGCAAUCAUUGUUGCACAGUGGGACAGAUUUGCAACACCUAAGCACAGGCAAACAAGAGCAGGAGUGUUCCUGGGGCUGGGGCUGAGUGGUGUGAUCCCCACCAUGCAUUUCACCAUUGCAGAAGGCUUUGUAAAAGCCACCACUGUGGGCCAGAUGGGCUGGUUUUUCCUUAUGGCCGUAAUGUACAUAACAGGAGCCGGGCUGUAUGCUGCCCGAAUUCCAGAGCGCUUCUUUCCUGGCAAGUUUGACAUCUGGUUCCAGUCCCACCAGAUCUUUCACGUGCUGGUGGUGGCCGCAGCCUUCGUCCAUUUCUAUGGAGUCUCCAAUUUGCAGGAAUUCCGUUAUGGACUUGAAGGAGGAUGUACUGAUGACUCUCUUCUCUGAGGACUUUAGAGGACUUUGGUACAAGCUUCCCAAGUGCUUUUAAAAUAACUUCUUUGCUAAAAUCAAAAGAAGACUGAACCUUUUUUUAAAAAAAAAAUUGGUGGUGUUGGCAACGGCCAUUCCUGGCUUUCCUUUUCUCAGGAAGAUGGGUUGGGGUGGGGGGUGUGGUUUGCCAACAGUGUCCACUGGGUGGAAGUGCCUCCAGCAGCAAGCCCCUUCUUGACAAGUGAGUUGACCACUCACAGGAAUAACACUGGUGGUUUUCUGGACACUAGACAAAUUCUGGCACCUGGCAAAAAGGAAAGGGGCUUGUUACCUGCUCUUUGAUGCUGCACACAUACCCCAUGCUUGAAGAAACUCUAUAUGGUCGUUACCCAUCAGAUACCCAUUUCUCCUUUGGAUCUGUAAGAGAUGAGUUGCACUUGCGUGGCAGGGCACUGGCGGCUCAUAGCAGGAGAGCUCAGAGGAGGACGCAUAGGGCCAUUUAACUAGAGAAUCGUCUCUGACUUGACAAAGUAAUGUAUGCCUGAAAAGAGAGUAUUUAAUAUUUAAUAAGCUUUAAAAAAAGUUGCUAUCCCUCCAGCAUAUUGUUACUGGAGAGCUAUUCAUGGUAUUACAAGUGGGGCGUUUAGAGGAUUGUAGAGCUGCUGUUGCUUUUAUGCCACGGUGACUGAAAUAAAUGGUCUGUAGCUUUUAAUGUCGGGCAUUUCAGGAGUUCAGCUCAAAUGCCUGCAGAUAAUUUUUCUCCCCUGGAGGGACUGAAUGGGUUUUCUUCCCUUGAGCCCUACAGAGUAUCCUGUGGGAUCUACAGGCUUGGAACUUGGGAAUGUUUUAUGCUUCUAUAUUGUUGGCCCUGAAAUCAUCUGGACAGAAGUAUGUUGCUAGUGUCCAUGUUCGCUACAGCCUUUCAGCCUAGUGGUUCCCCCUUCCACUCACCCACUGACCCACACAAAAACAGCAGCCUCCUUCACAGCAGUCUCUUACUACAUUUGAAGCUCCUGAUUUUGAAAAGCAUUUUGUGCUUUCAGAUAGGAGUGGCUUCUGGAAGAUAGAGGGAAAAUAGGAGAAAAGAAAAUCCAGCUGCACAGAUUAAAUUGGUUGCAGUUCUCAGCAUUCUGGCCGUAUUGAGAAGCAUAAGGGCGUGUGGCAGAACAACAACGGUAUGCCCUUCUUCUCUCUACCUCCUAGAUAUCUUUACUAGACUAAUCCUGGCAGGACAGCCUUCUGUACUUAUGUGCCUGGGAUAUGUUUUGUUUAAGACUUUUCAAAGGAGUGGAUUUGUUUUGGUAUUUUAGAAACAUUGCGCUUAAGCUUCGCAUCCCCCCUUUAAGGAGGUUGUCUGUCUGCUGUGGAGUAGCUUCCUGUUGCUGGAAGCUAAGAAAGCGGAGUUUCUAAUCCACUUCCCCAUUAGAAUGUUAUUAACAUGUGCAAACUAAUGGGAAGAGAGGUUAUUUGCCUUUUGCCAGCAAAAGAGGUGAGCUAGACCUGUUUUUCCAGCUGAUGACCUUUGGUGAAACUUCCUCUUUGUAAGAAGCUCUCCCACCUCCUUACCCCUUUCUGCUUGCUGUUAGACUGUAGGCGAGAGUAGAUGCUGCUAGUUAGAUGACCUUGUGCUGUUUUUGUUCCAGUUGCACUUGGAGAGGAACAUUUGGUGGGCCAGUUGGAAGUUGGUCCUGCUGGUGGCCUCUGCCAGCGUCCAGUUUCUCACUACAUGAGCUACUCAGAACUUCAUAUCACAUUGUACAAAGGAGUUCAUACGUGCUUGGCUUUGUAGCUUUAGAUUAAAUUGAGUGCUCCCUGGUGAAACCAGGUCUAAAAUAUGGUUAGUUAGAACUAACACAUGUACACAUACAAUUAGUCCAAAACAUGCUGAACAUCCAUUCCUGUUCUAUUUUGGCCUCAGCUUAAGUAUGUUAGGGGGUGGGAACAGAGAUUAAGCUGUGUUCGAGUCUAGAUGAAGUUGGUCUAAACCACUUCCAAGGAUUUAAUGUUAUGUUGGGGGCUGGUGUGCACCCCAUCCUAGCCUCCUAAAAGUAGGAACAGCUCCUUUAAUUUGUCUGAACGAAUCUGCACUUCUGUUUUAGUGACCUCCUUUUUUAAGAGUGAAUGUCAAGUGAAUGUCAUAAACACCCAGACUUGCCAACACUCGGUGGUUGGACAGGGCAACCUGGUGCCAUGUGGAGUUCUGCACAGAGGUGAUUUCCCCAGAUUUUCCCUUGGGAUGUGAAAGUAGUCCUCUUCAUUAUUUGCAGCUGCCAAAUGGGCCAAGCAACUAAAGUGUAUCACUUGAAGGCCCAUUUCUGUAUGGAAAGAAAAUCGCUAACCCUCCAGAUCCAUUAAUUGUUGUUCAGAGAGGAAAGCUGGUGAGAAACCUCCCAGAGUAUGCCUGGUUUUCGUGUUUAUUUCUCCUAAGAUAUUCAUUGAGGAGCAAAAUACCCAGCCCGGUCAUCAAGCUGUUGGGAAAUUAGAGGUAUAACGCUUAAGGACGGGACUUGAACUUGUCCCUGGCAAGCAGUGGUUUUCUAAGAGCGCUGAUAUUUUUCUCUCUGGUUGCAAAAAAAGCAUGUGGCAUGCUAUGUUUUAGAGAUUCUGCCCCAUACCCUCACCUUCAUCCCAGCCACCCCAAUGAAAGCUGAACAGAACAGACUGGUGCAAUCUACCUCAAGCAUACUAAACCCAUAUCAGUUGUUACUCCUUCACCAAAAGCUUUAUAACUGAGACAAUGCAAUUGUGUUGCAGAAUAAUCUCCUGCAAAUAAUAGCUGCAUUUUAGCUAGAACAGUCUUGUUCUUUCUGAAGAGCUCUGCAAGUUUAACUGUGCCAGAACAAGCUCAUGGACUGUUUGGGUUUUUUUAAACAUCUGAGAUGAGCUGACUCCCCAGCGAUUAAAUGGGAACUUGUUGAACUUUGGUACUUUCUGUUCAGUGGAAAGUAGAAGAAAUUACCCUGUGCUUAGUGCCAUGAACCCCAUGCUGCAGGCCCUAUGGCCACUGCUCACCGAAAAACUGCUGUCAGACGGGUACAAGAUUAGCAUAUCUUGGGAUAAAAACAUGUGUUCCUUUGGCGCCCCAAGGGAAUCCCUUAAUUUCAGCCAUUAGGAGGGUAUUGGAGCUGUUCCUUUAUUUGCCUUAUUUUUUCAUUUUCCUAAGUAGUUUUUGUAGCCACAUAGAGUGCACAUGGAUAAUUUUUCUGUACUUUUUCAGAAACAUUGAAACUCUUACUAGGAAGGUUUGUGUAAGAUUAAUUGCUACAGCUGUGUUCUAGAACUCUUAGGGAAGGGAUGGAGAAAGUAACUGUCAAAGAGCUGGUUACAGGAGAGGCAACUAACCUUGCUCUCAAAAAAGAGCAUGAGUGCAGUGAACGGGAAGGUUAAGAAUACAGUCGUCUACAAUGAGUUCAAGAAUCUUCACCAUUUAAGGAGGAGUUUGACAUCUUUGAGAGUUUUUUUGUAGAUUUCAUUUUAACUGAAGAGAAAUGUCAAGUCGCCUAAAUGGUGUGGAUUAGAAAGGGUUGGGGGUAAGAAAUAGUUUUGCAUUUCCUGCAUUUCAGGGGGUUGAACUUGACGGCCCUUGGGGUCUCUUCCAACUCUGAUUUCAUGAUUUUUUAGUACACCCAAGCAAUCUUGAGAACAUAUGGCUUGUUCUAACUGCAGGAAAUAGUAAUGACAGACAGCUGUUUAGCUUAGCAAAUUGAACAUGAGAAAGUAUGCUAAGGAAAACAGUGCGAAAGAGGCAUUUUUGUAACCCAUAAUAAAAGUGUCCUGCUGAAGUAACAAGUUUUAUUGCACAAAACCUUUGUAGCUGCUAUGAGGUAGGUGUUUGUAUUAACAAGUACAGGUGCGAAAUGGAACUGAACAAACUAUUUGAGAGUAAAUGGAAGUAUUACAUACAUUAACUAUGUGGCUCAAAUGUCCUGACCUCUCUAAAAAUUCAGGCAACUAAUGAAGGUAACGAAAAAAAAUCUUAACAUUUUCAUCACUGGAGAGAUUUAUUAACAUAGAAUUACUGCUCAAUGACUCCAUUAUAAUUGGAAUAAUGCUAGACAUUUAUUGCUUAGAUGUAAAUAUUCAAAUAAGAGAAACAGCAGAUUUUGCAUUGGGGGGUAUAUAGAGAACAAUUUUUUGUUCAGCUUGAUAACUAGGGGUUCUUAAGAGAUGUUCAGAUUUUGAGCAAUAAACAUUUUAAAUUAGUAGAUGUUGCUGUCUAUAACAAUUCCAAAGACUUGUCAGCUAGGAAAGGUCUUGUAAAAUAAUACUUCAGCCGCAAGUGUAUUUUACAGAGGUAAAUAUAGCAGCUAUUGACUUGUCUGGCAAGGAUAAUCGAAUAUCUUUAAUGCAGCUAUAUGUCAAGAUUACAAAUGUUUCCAUACAUCCACACCCAACCCCUUUCCCUUGUUCAUCUUGCUUAUGUACCUUGACUUAUGCAGGUUGUAGAAUUAUACUGUAGUAGCUAUUUGCAGUAAUUAAAGGUGCAUACAGAGACCAAGGAAUGUACCAAAACAAGGGCCAGUAUGUUAACGCUCAACAGGCUGCAUAAAACAGAUUUUCUACAAUGGAAAGCAGAUCAUAGUUUCCAUGUAUAUAUAACUAGGUGGCAUGGAGAAGAAUUCUAACUUAGCCUUGUCCCUGACAUCUAGUUCUCUCUCAUGAUAGGUAUAGUGCGCAUUCAAUCAUAGGAAUUCCCACCUGCAAUCCAAAGCAACAGAGUACAGUUACAGGGUUUUUUAAAGGAAGUGUAUAUGGAAGAGGCAGCACACAACAAUGUCAGAAUCAAUCAAUGAACUAUUAAAACAUUUAGAAAAGUAGGGACCAGGAAAACUUGUAAGGGGAUGGUACAUCUGUGCUUAAGCAAAGCUCAAAUUAGAAAAAUAAUCAGUGUGCUAUGUUGUACAAUACAAAGACAGCUGAAUUAGCAGCAGUAAUUAAUUUUAUUCCACUGUGCAUAUUUACAAGCAUACUUUUUUGCAAGACAGUGAUUUUUUGAGCAAUUGGGAUCAUUACCUAUCUGACUGAGAACACCAUGACAGCAAUAUUACCUCUGAAACUGUCACUGAUUUUGCUAAAUCUUCCCAGGCAAGUAGGAAAGAAUAUUUUCUUGCCUUGAAGUGUGACCUGGCUGUCAUUAGAAAGAGACAGAUUCAUAGUUUACCUAGAAAGUCCACUGAAAAACAGCACGAUAUUCGGAACAAUGGUUUAAAUGGUUUAAAAGCAGUCAAUUGAAAACCUGGGAGACUGAUUGAAUUGAAUACUUUGUGUGCAACUUACAUUAUUUGGGUGGAAAUCAAAGCUUAGUUUCACAGCCUAAGACAAUUUCAGAGAAAGUCACUUUACAAUGCAAGAUACUAUGUUAUGCUAUGAAGUGUUCUGUAAUAUUUCAAUGGACUUCCCACAGCAUCUCCAAUAAGAAGUCCUUCAUUCCAACAGCCUGAUAUAAAACAAAAAGCAGCCCA